Tripterygium wilfordii is the source of this 1049-nucleotide messenger RNA. Its product is annotated as vesicle transport protein GOT1-like. The record is from RefSeq and is a predicted model, not a curated record. The transcript has 7 exons. Gene Ontology annotation, biological process: endoplasmic reticulum to Golgi vesicle-mediated transport; retrograde transport, endosome to Golgi. Lineage: Eukaryota; Viridiplantae; Streptophyta; Magnoliopsida; Celastrales; Celastraceae. Bases 233 to 655 code for a protein of 140 amino acids.
UAGCGUGAUUUUUAUUUUUAAUCAAAAGAAAAUUUUGCCGUAGCCCACUGCUACGGCCUACGGGGAUGCCACAGCAGAGACAACUCCGGUUACUAGACGAGUUCAAUCGCUGACCUGGCCAUCUCGAAGCUGAUCUUUGCUAUCCUUACCUUCUUGCUCCCGACUUAUUGCACACCUCGACUCUGCAUCACUGUGUCUCAGCAAAGCUGACAAGUACCUGAAGAUCAAAACAAUGAUUUCCUUUGAAAUGAACGACCGAAAGAAGAUCGGACUGGGAUUGACGGGGUUUGGCAUUCUGUUCACUUUCCUUGGGGUUAUAUUUUUCUUCGACAAGGGAUUGCUCGCGAUGGGGAAUAUCCUUUUCUUAUCGGGUGUGACUCUAACUAUUGGACUGAAGUCUACCAUGCAAUUUUUUGUGAAACGUCAAAACUACAAGGGAACUAUAUCUUUUGGUGCUGGCUUCUUCGUUGUUGUAAUAGGAUGGCCUAUUCUGGGCAUGAUUUUGGAAUCAUAUGGAUUUAUUGUUCUCUUCAGUGGCUUCUGGCCUACACUGGCUGUUUUUCUGCAAAGGAUUCCAAUUCUUGGUUGGGUGUUUCAACAACCAUAUAUCAGAUCGCUUUUUGACCGAUAUCGAGGCAAAAGGGUUCCUGUAUAACCAGAUAUCGAAAGGAAGUGUGACAACUGUGACAAACACUUUGCAAGUCCAUGUAAAUACAAUCGGAUGAAGUGCCCAGUGAUCUUGGCUGGUCUGGAGUGCCCAGUAUCACAUUUGUUUCCCCUAGCACUAACAGGAUCAUUUCAAGUCUCAAAUGAUUCUGUAUUGUGGAUGUUAUUAAAAAUAAUGAUAUUAUAGAUCAAGGUAUUCCUGAGUUUGAGUUUAUGUUGCUUUGCUCUGUUGUUUCCAGACAGACAGACACUAGUGAUGUACAAAAGAAAAAGACCACUGAUGAAUGGAUUGAUAGCUUUCUACUUUCUAGCAUGAGGAUUUACAAAAGAAGAAAAACUUCAUUUGAUUACACACAUAUAUAUAGCUUCUGUUUUUUCUGGCC